GUGUCAACUGUGCGCAUGCGCACUUUCAUGUUGAACGCUAAGAACUGUAGUCAACAUGUCCACCGCUUCAUCUCCUCAAAACAAUAAUGGAGAGCCUGGACUUCAGGGCUCCUGGGUAGAGCUGGAGCUGAAUGGAAACACAGAGGAGGCACAAAGCAGGCAGAGCAGCCAGCUAACUACAGCUGCUGCAGACCAAAUAAAUGCAAACACAGGCAUGAAUCAGUCUCACCAAACCUUGGAAGUGACUGAAAGUGAUGAAACCCUGAUUGGAGGACUUGAGCAUGUACCAUCAUCUUCCUCCAUCCACAAUGGAGAUAUGGAAAGGAUUCUUCUGGAUGCACAGCAUGAAUCCAGUCCAAGUAAUUCCUCCUGUGAUAGUCCUCACAGGCCCCCAAGUCCAGGACGGGAUGAAGGACUAAUAACAUUUGAUGUGGAGAUGUCCAGCCCCAGAGAUAGUCAGUCAGAUGAAGACAGUACAGAGAGGGACAGAGACGAUGACAUCUUGAUGAGCAAAGAAAGAGACCGCGUCGCAGACUGGUCUAGUAGACCUGAAAACAUUCCACCCAAGGAGUUCCACUUCAGGCACCCUCGCCGUUCCCUGAGUAUGCGAAAGAGUGGAGCCAUGAAGAAAGGGGGAGUCUUCUCUGCUGAAUUUCUCAAAGUUUUCAUCCCAUCCCUGCUCAUCUCACACAUCCUGUGCAUUGGCCUUGGGGUGUAUAUCGGGAAGAGAAUUGCCACAGCCUCCACCAGCUCCUACUGAACAGUCGAAGUGGUGCCUGGAUGUUCUCCUGCCUCCAAGCCUCUCAUCCACCCUCCUGUAGUCCAGCUCUCUGUCUGCUUCUGCCCACGUGUCCUGUCCAACCUGCUUUAACUGGUGUCACAUUGUAGAUGUAGUUACACACAUUUUAUGCUUGCACUCCCAUCAGAUUUUGACACGGAGCCAUGUUUUUGUAUAUGCAGUUACUGACUCGAAUCCACCUCAGACAUAGGCAACAGGAUCUGAUAUAUCAGGUGAAGGUUUCCUGUUGUGUCAUCAUGUGAAGGCAUCACAAAUUUGGCCUCUUCCCUUAGCUGCAGUUCUCCUGCGGAGUUUAGAAAAGCAAAACAUGUGAAUCAGUAAUCUAGACUAAAACUACAGCAUGAACUAAUGGGGAACUCCAUAAACUGGUGGACCAGAACAUUUAAAAUGCAUGAAACUGCUGUCAAAGCUGAAUAAUGUUGCACAUGAUGGAUGAGUUCAAGAUAGCAGCAAACUUUUGAAGGUUGGUGACCUCAGAGGGUUUCUGUUCAGAGCUAUUUGUUUAUUUCUUUGAGGAUCUAGAAGUUUAACCGAACUGUUAUCUAGCUACAAAAUUUGAUUAUUGGAGUGUUUUAUGGAACUUAGAGUGGAAGGUGUUAUUCCAGGCCAUAUGCCUUUUCAUGUAGUAUUUUCCUAUAUAUCCUGUUGUUAAACUUAUAACAGCAGUAUCAAAGUGCCAAAUUUUUAUCAUACACCACUGCACAUUGGUGAUUUAUCUUUGUUUUAUUGUUUGUGAGUUUAGGUUUUUUUUUUAAACUUGGAAAAACUAUUUAAGCUGUGAUCUGUUUCAGAAUAUCGACACCUAUAAUCAUUGUACUAUUUGUUAAAAUUAUUGCUGAUUCUAUGAAGCAUUGUUGCAGUAAUGUAGGUAUUUUUUUAGCUGAGAUGCUGAAGCUUCAGGGGCAGAAAUCGGCAUGAUGGGUCUUUUUGGUGCCUCCUAUGAAAGUAUUGUCUGACUUUAAUGUAGAUUUCACGGUACAGUACUUUCAUAUGUAAAAGGUAAAUGAUGUCAAGUGUCUGUGAAACAUCCAGAAAUAUAACAGAACGCUUUUCUCUAAAGGAAA
Messenger RNA from Nothobranchius furzeri (turquoise killifish), 1863 nucleotides. RefSeq names its product BCL2 interacting protein 3 like a (gene bnip3la). The record is from RefSeq and is a predicted model, not a curated record. Gene Ontology annotation, biological process: mitochondrial outer membrane permeabilization; positive regulation of apoptotic process; defense response to virus. NCBI's taxonomy places the organism in Eukaryota, Metazoa, Chordata, Actinopteri, Cyprinodontiformes, Nothobranchiidae. Gene Ontology annotation, cellular component: nucleus; mitochondrial outer membrane; endoplasmic reticulum.